Galdieria sulphuraria is the source of this 278-nucleotide messenger RNA. RefSeq lists its product as uncharacterized. The transcript is spliced from 2 exons. The record is from RefSeq and is a predicted model, not a curated record. Gene Ontology annotation, biological process: spliceosomal snRNP assembly. Bases 36 to 257 code for a protein of 73 amino acids. Gene Ontology annotation, cellular component: SMN-Sm protein complex. Lineage: Eukaryota; Rhodophyta; Bangiophyceae; Galdieriales; Galdieriaceae.
UUUAGGAAAUAAAAAUAGCAAUCGAUUUGUGGUAAAUGGAUGUUUGGGCCCGAAAGCGUUAUUUACAAGGCAUACGUUAUUUUGCUGGAAAGAAGGUUACUUUCCAACUGUAUGAAAAUACUAGAUUAGACGUUGUUGUUGAGACGUUCGAUUCACAUACGCGACAAGUUAUUGUGAAAGACCUAACGACACCGUUGGGUACCUAUCCUUGCGCUAUAUUACGUUGUUCCGACGUUAUAACUUGUUUUACUGUGUAAAAGAAAACAGUCCAAGAACUA